Molecule: messenger RNA, 896 nt
Organism: Argentina anserina (silverweed cinquefoil)
Lineage: Eukaryota; Viridiplantae; Streptophyta; Magnoliopsida; Rosales; Rosaceae
Product: HVA22-like protein k
Exons: 8
Coding region: 77-652 (191 amino acids)
Source: RefSeq, a predicted model, not a curated record
ACCGUGCUAUUUGGCAAACUGCAAACACUCGAAAACUGAUCGAAAGCCCUCAGAGAUUUCAACCCUCUCUUCUUCCAUGGCUUUCCCACCAGCCGAGGUCGGAUUGGGACUGCUGCUAUGCCCUCUCGGCUCCAACGUCAUCGUCCGCACUGCUUGCUGCUCUGUGGGUGUGGCUUUGCCUGUGUACUCGACUUUCAAAGCUAUUGAGAGCAAAGAUCGAAAGGAACAGCAGCGAAUGCUUCUUUACUGGGCAGCUUAUGGAUCUUUCAGUAUAGCAGAAGUGUUUGCAGACAGACUUAUCUCCUGGGUCCCACUCUACUAUCAGAUAAAGUUUGCAUUUCUCGUUUGGCUACAACUUCCAAGUACAAAUGGGGCAAAGCAUCUGUAUAUGAGGCAUUUGGGUCCAUUCCUGCGGAGGCAUCAAGUUCGACUUGACCAAGUUGUAGAGUAUAUAAAUGCUGAAGCGAAUAAAUUCAUCAGUUCACACCAAGAAGAGUUAAAGUUUGCAUGGAAUCUUAUUGUGAAAAUUCUGGGCUCAGCAACUGGACUAGUUAAGGGACUUGUGCACCCGGGACAACAGAAGAAACCAAAUCGUGCAAUUCGAGGCCGUGGCGAACAAGCUGGAGACUCUGGAUCAGACCAAGACGAUUAGAGUAUUCUUAGCGAGCACUCCCAAAGUUGCAUAUAGUAGAAGCCAAUUGUUAGCUCAGAUUUUACUUUUCGAUGUUCAUUAGAUCUUGUAAAUAUACUUCCCUUGUUUCGUGUGCUUAAAACCUGGAGGUAAACAAAUUUCUUUAGGAAACAGCAAAUGAUUGUAUACAGUCUACACUUUGGCAUCUGAUCGUCUUUCCUUUUGAAAAUAGUUUUCAGUUUUGUACAUGCUGCGUUUUGAGUUA